AUGUACCAUGUGGAUGUGCUGUUGAAAGAGAUGAACCAAGCUAGAAUUUCUCCUGAUGUGGUCACAUUCAACGUGCUGAUUAAUGGGUAUUGUAAGGAGUCCAACAUUACAGCUCCAAUCAAGAGAGGGGAAGGUGGAGGACAGCGUGAAGCUGGUGGAAGAGAUGGAGGAGUUGGGGUUGGCAUGCACCCUGUCUACCCUGAACAGCUUUCCAAGAUAAAUUUUUCCAUGCUUCAUUUAUGGCUAUUCAACAGCUUGCUGGCUAUUACUGUCUGCCUGUCCUAUGAACUUGUGAAAGGUUGCUUUGUAUUUAACAUUACGUGCAAGUUAAUUUUGACAAUAACUAUCAAGAUUGGAUUUUGCCAAGAGGAUAUUCAGAACUUCAUCGACAGUUCCCUUAAGGAUGGACAUGACCUUUCUACUUUUGUAAAUAAUGUGUUGGGGGAUUCCCUUGGAAUCUCAUACUGGUACCGAUUUAUUUAUCUUCAGUGCAAAGAAUUUCCAUUAUUUUGCUUUCACAUGCAAGACAGACGAGUGGAACAGGUCAACAAGGAGCCAGGAAACAUAUCCAGGGGAAAAGGAGAAUUUUUAGCUGUUUCAGUUGUUGUGUCCUACCAGCGGGUAACUGUUGCAUUCAACUUAGACGAGUUUGAUGAUGUUGCACAGGUGGUGGAGAAAAAGUUCACAGAGUCAGAGAUACAAGACUUUGUUAAGGCUGUCUCGGAUAUUGAUCCUUUGACAGUGAUGAUGUCAUGGGAGAAGCAGUCUCUCAGGUGCAGCAAGCAUUCUUCUCGUCCUCGUAUUUACUAUCGCCAGUUUGACUUUCUGGACUCUGAUACAGAGCUUGGAAAGGCAAGGAAAUCUGAUGCAUCAGGUACUGAUGCUAGCUCCAAUGCCAAGAAUGAUACAGAGCUCACGACAUCGAGUAAGAGCAAGAGGAAGAAGAAGAGGAGGAUAGUCCUGAUGAAAUGGACUGCACUUUGGCAGAAAAAUAAAGUAGAACCGGAUGAGGAGCCGAAGGAGCAGCCGCAACAGCAGCCUGCAGAGAAGAUGGAUGCUCCAAGCAGGGAAAGUGGCAGUGUAGGCAGAACAUUCCUAGAUCUAAACGAGCUUGCACCUGGAGUUGGCUUUGACAAUAGGCCAAGAAAGCUUGACAGUGAAAGAUGGCUUGGUCGCUUAGAUAACAGUUAG
Miscanthus lutarioriparius is the source of this 1191-nucleotide messenger RNA. Lineage: Eukaryota; Viridiplantae; Streptophyta; Magnoliopsida; Poales; Poaceae. The record is from the annotation of a GenBank genome assembly.